Molecule: messenger RNA, 654 nt
Organism: Schistosoma turkestanicum
Lineage: Eukaryota; Metazoa; Platyhelminthes; Trematoda; Strigeidida; Schistosomatidae
Source: the annotation of a GenBank genome assembly
GAUGAGAAACGUCAAAAUUAUAUUGAAAAAAUUAUGGAAUGUGACUUUAUUAUUUACAAUAUUAAAGAUGAUCACACUGUUAUUGAUGAUGCUUUAUGGAUACUGGAUCAAAUUCAUAAUAAUUUAGAAUCGUUUACAACACAAAAGAUAUUCAUUCUUAUCUCGUCUGUCCUAACAUGGUCUAAAAGUACACUUCCAGAUCCAGAUGAUCCUGAAAUGCCUUUUACAGAUGAUGAUUAUUUGAGGAGAAAAUCUCAUUCAAACUUCAGAGAGCAUAUAUUGGCUGAAAAAUCAGUUAUACAACAAGGAAAAACAAAUAAAUUAAAAUUACUUACUUAUGUUAUUGCUUGUGGCCUAACUUAUGGAGAGAAAGAAAAUGUAUUUCACCACUUCUUUAAGUCAGCAUGGAGUAAUGAAGAAUCUCUUGGAGUGCCAGAUGAUGGGAAUAAUAUUCUGCCUACGAUACACAUACGUGACUUAACCAGCAUAUUACAGUCCGUUAUGGAAUUGCGACCUGUCAAACAUUAUAUCCUGGCAAAAGAUGAUUCUCAAAAUACACUUCGUGAAAUAGUUAAAGCUAUUUCUACAAGUCUAACAACUGGUCGAAUUAAACCUAUCACUAAAGAAGAACUGUUAUUUUGUCGAGAUAUAACA